Clunio marinus is the source of this 201-nucleotide messenger RNA. The record is from the annotation of a GenBank genome assembly. Lineage: Eukaryota; Metazoa; Arthropoda; Insecta; Diptera; Chironomidae.
AUGCUCUUGAAGGCAAAUGGUGAAGACGAAGAAAAAGAUACAAUUUGGUUCUUGUCAAGGCAUCAUGAUUUAUUAUGCUUUACAUUUCUCGGAACUGUGAGCUACAAAGUCAUUCGACAUUCUGUAGGAUUUCAUUUAAAUCACAUUCAAGUCAAGUCAACGUCGUCUAUUCAAACAGAAACUGUUGACCACACAUCGUGA